UGAUUUCGAAGAGCCGACCGUUUCUGUCUUGUCUGCAUCGACGACUCCAGUUACUUCUGGAUUCACUACACCGGUCGGGAUGUUGACACCCAAAGACGAGCCUGAAAUUUUCGAGCUCCCAGUUGUCUCAGAAGGAGUCCCCACUCCUGCGUCUUCUAUUAUACAGACUCCGACACUGGUCCCCGAUGAUUCGAAGAAGCAACGUCGAACGGAAAUCAUAUGCUAUUGCACUCUUCUGUGGGAACAUUUCAUGGAAGGAUGGAAUGACGGUUCUGUUGGUCCAUUACUUCCGUCUAUGCAGAACCACUAUCAUGUCGGUUACACCAUAGUCUCCAUGAUUUUCGUACUCAAUUGCAUCGGGUUCCUUUCAGGAGCCAUUGCAAAUAUUAGACUUGUCCAAAAACUCGGGUUUGGAACGACGUUGAUAGUCGGUGCGGUCUCUCAUGCCAUUGCAUAUUGCAUCCAGGCCCCGACUCCGCCUUUCCCUGUCUUUGCUUUUGCAUACAUAUUCUCCGGAUUCGGAAUUGCCCUGCAAAAUGCCAAUGCCACGGUUUUUGUUAUAAAUCUUAGGAACAGCUCGGCGAAGAUAGGAAUUCUGCAGGCUGCCUACGGGUUGGGUGCUCUCGUCUCCCCUUUGGUUGCGACAAAGUUCUCUUCGAUGCCUCACUGGUCCUAUCAUUACUUCGUAUCGCUAGGUGGGUCUGUCAUCAAUCUAAUUGCGUUAUGCCUUGUCUUCCGCUUCCAGCACAUGGACGUGGUGCUCCGAAAGGCCGGUCAAAUCGUCGUAGAUCAUGGUAGUGCAUCAAGACGAGGCUUGUAUGGCCAGGUGUUCCGGUUGAAAGUCGUCCAUCUGCUCGCAUUUUUCGCGCUUGUCUACGUCGGAAUCGAAGUCACUAUUGGCGGCUGGAUUGUAACUUUCGUACUAGACGAGCGGAAUGGCGGCGCGUCAUCCGGUUACCUAUCAUUCGGAUUCUUUGCUGGGCUGACCACUGGUCGUCUGGCUCUUCACUGGUUUAGCCGAGUGGUCGGCGAUCGGCGAGUUGUAUAUCUGUACACGGUUCUCUGUAUUGCACUCGAAAUUACUAUUUGGUGUAUCCCAUCUCUAAUUGGAAACGCCAUCGCCGUUGCUUUGAUUGGAUUCUUGCUCGGUCCGAUCUAUCCCAUCAUCACCAAUGUCGCUGGCAGACUCGUUCCGCACUGGCUACUUAACGGAGCAGUCGGUUGGAUUGGUGGUCUCGGACAAAUGGGCUCUGCCCUCCUCCCAUUCGUAACAGGUGCACUGUCCUCAAAAUUCGGCGUAAUGAGCUUGCAACCUCUGAUCUUGAGCGCUUUAUGCUCAAUGUUGAUUCUUUGGGCCGCAGUCCCUCCUGAUGUCCGGCGUUCAGAGUAAUCCGCCACAAAAAGUGCCUUUGCAAAGCCUUAGAAUGGUCCUUGUUGGAUCACCGAUUGUAUUGGCCUCUUUAUCUCAAGGUUGUUAAAUUUUUGUCGUGUCCUUUUAUUUUAUGUAAGCCGACGGGUCAAUUCUCAGUUUUAAUAGAACUUUUAUUCCCUCGAAUAUGGAAUUUUUCUUUACGUAACCAUGAUGAUCAUGACAUUUUCUUUCUAAAGUAGGUAAACGUGUACAUAGUCAUGAAAAAAUGAACGGAUGCUUUCUUUGUAGUUGCCGGCAUUCACGUAAAGCGCAUCACUCUAGGCAGCGCAUAUUUGAAUCGGUAUGUGUACUCGCUCGGGCACAGGAUCUCCAUCGCAUACGCCUCCCAACCUUACAUCUCGAGUAUUCAAGAGUCCCUCGUACACGAGGCCUGACCUUGGCGGUAAUAAGUGAUGCGCCAUGCGUGCUAUGUGGCGCCAGGUGGUAGUUAAACACCAUAUGUUAGGCUUGCUGAGGAAAACCAAUCCAGCGAACAUGAAUUGCGAGCCUAAGAGGUCGACAGUGUGCAGAUGUGUAUGACCCCUCUUUGCACCACGAGUCACGUAGCUGGUCAUUUGUUUAACGAUGCUU
This is a messenger RNA of Fomitiporia mediterranea MF3/22, 2002 nucleotides long. Its product is annotated as MFS general substrate transporter. The record is from RefSeq and is a predicted model, not a curated record. Gene Ontology annotation, biological process: transmembrane transport. Gene Ontology annotation, molecular function: transmembrane transporter activity. Gene Ontology annotation, cellular component: membrane. NCBI's taxonomy places the organism in Eukaryota, Fungi, Basidiomycota, Agaricomycetes, Hymenochaetales, Hymenochaetaceae. The transcript is spliced from 9 exons. The coding region runs from base 80 to 1390 and encodes 436 amino acids.